AUGAACUGCAAGCCCUUGAUUUUGUGUACUUUCGUGGCAGUUGCACUCUGUCUGGUGCACUAUGGAGGUGCACUGCCCGCCAUCGGGCAUUACACGCACAAGAGAUUUGAUUCCAUGGGCGGCAUUGACUUCAUUCAGGUCUGUCUAAAUAACUGCGUCCAGUGCAAGACCAUGCUGGGUGACUACUUCCAGGGUCAGACUUGUGCUCUAUCCUGCCUCAAGUUCAAGGGCAAGGCUAUCCCCGACUGCGAGGAUAUAGCCUCCAUAGCUCCGUUUCUAAAUGCUCUCGAGUAACUUCCCAGCGAAGAAGCGGCUCUUGUGCGGUGUGCGAGGUGUGUGGAUAUGGAUGUGCGUGCUUUUAUGGCCUGUGACUCAGGUGUGGAUUUAUUUGGGUCAAUGCGAGGCGAUGCUCAAUACGAAUCUUGGCGAACUUGGCUGCUGAUGUUGACCACAACGAUGAUGAAACUGACUUUGCUCAAAAAAAAAAACUGA
Drosophila kikkawai is the source of this 492-nucleotide messenger RNA. RefSeq names its product Eclosion hormone (gene Eh). Gene Ontology annotation, biological process: neuropeptide signaling pathway; ecdysis, chitin-based cuticle. Gene Ontology annotation, molecular function: ecdysis-triggering hormone activity. The record is from RefSeq and is a predicted model, not a curated record. Lineage: Eukaryota; Metazoa; Arthropoda; Insecta; Diptera; Drosophilidae.